UCCGCCCUCCGAGCGCCCGCGCGCCAGGUGAGGGGCCUGCGGGCCGAGGGCCCGGGCCGCACCCCUUUUCCGGCCGCCGGGACCCUCCCUUUGCCCUCCCCGACCCCGCGGGGCCCACCCGCCCAGACGCAGCGCGUCUUUGUCCCCUGCAACCACGGCCUGUGGAGCGCGCGGCACCAUGAUCGCGACCAAGGAGAAGAAUAAAACCCCAAAGGACAGCAUGACGCUUCUGCCCUGCUUCUACUUCGUGGAGCUGCCCAUCGUGGCGUCCUCCAUCGUGUCCCUGUACUUCCUGGAGCUGACCGACCUCUUCAAGCCGGCCAAGGCGGGUUUCCAGUGCUACGACCGCACGCUCUCCAUGCCCUACGUGGGGGCCGCCGAGGAGCUCAUCCCGCUGCUCAUGCUCCUCAGCCUGGCCUUCGCCGCCCCCGCCGCCUCGAUCAUGGUCGGCGAGGGCCUGCUGUACUGCCUGCAGAUGUACUUCAACUCGGUCAUCUCCGACACCACCAAGCUGCUCAAGCCCGUCCUGGUGUUCAGCUUCGCCAUCGCGGCGGGCGUCUGCGGCCUCACCCAGAUCACGCAGUACCGCAGCCACGCCGUGGACGUGUACGCGGGCUUCCUCAUCGGCGCUGGCAUCGCGGCCUACCUGGCCUGCCACGCCGUGGGCAACUUCCAGGCCCCGACCGCCGAGAAGCCGGUGGCGCCGGCGCCCGCCAAGGACGCGCUGCGGGCCCUGACGCAGCGGGGCCACGACUCCGUGUACCAGCAGAACAAGUCCGUGAGCACCGACGAGCUAGGGCCGCCGGGGCCGCUGGAAGGCGUGCCCCGGCCCGUGGCCCGAGAGAAGACUUCACUGGGCAGUCUGAAGCGGGCCAGCGUGGACGUGGACCUGCUGGCCCCACGCAGCCCCAUGGGCAAGGAGAACAUGGUCACCUUCAGCCACACACUGCCCCGCGCCAGCACGCCCUCGCUCGACGACCCCGCCCGGCGCCACAUGACCAUCCACGUGCCGCUCGACGCCUCUCGCUCCAAGCAGCUCAUCAGCGAGUGGAAACAGAAGUCGCUGGAAGGCCGCGGCCUUGGGCUGCCCGAUGAGGCCAGCCCCGGGCACCUGCGGGCCCCUGCGGAGCCCAUGGCGGAGGAGGAGGAGGAAGAGGAGGAGGAGGAGGAAGAGGAGGAGGAGGAGGAAGAGGAGGAGGGUGAGGAAGGGGGGCCGGCCCCGCCCUCACUGUACCCCACCGUCCAGGCUCGGCCAGGGCUCGGGCCUAGGGUCAUCCUCCCGCCGCGGGCCGGGCCGCAGCCGCUGGUGCACAUCCCCGAGGAGGGGGUGCAGGCGGCCAGUGGCCUGUCUCCCAAGAGCGGCGCAGCUGUGCGGGCCAAGUGGCUCAUGAUGGCAGAGAAGAGUGGGGCGGCGGCGGCGGUGGCCUCCACCCAGCCCCGCGUGGCCAACCCCCCGCGGCUGCUGCAGGUGAUCGCCAUGUCCAAGGCGCCGGGCGGGCCGGGCCCCAAGGGGGCGGAGACCGCCUCUUCCUCCAGCGCCAGCUCCGACUCCUCACAGUACAGGUCGCCCUCAGACCGUGACUCCGCCAGCAUCGUCACCAUCGACGCGCAUGCGCCCCACCACCCCGUGGUUCACCUGUCCUCGGGUAAUGGGCCCUGGGAGUGGAAGACGGCGGGGGGCAUGGCCAAGGGGCCAGAGGGCGGCGAGGGUGGCUACGAGCUGGGGGACCUGGCCCGUGGCUUCCGUGGCGGGCCCAAGCCACCAGGUGUGUCCCCAGGCUCGUCCAUCAGCGACGUGGACCAAGAGGAGCCGCGAUUCGGGGCCGUGGCCACGGUGAACCUGGCCACAGGCGAGGGGCUGCCCCCGCUGGGCAUGGCUGAUGGGGCGCUGGGGCCGGGCAGCCGGGAGUCCACACUGAGGCGCAAAGCUGGCGGCCUGGCCCUGGGCGAGCGGGAGGCUGCGGGCGAGGCGGAGGCCGAGAGCUACUACCGCAAAAUGCAGGCUGCCCGAAGGUUCAAGGACUGAGUGCUGGGGAGCUGGGAUACCGCAUGCGGGUGCAGGUGGGGGCCAC
Messenger RNA from Suricata suricatta (meerkat), 2072 nucleotides. RefSeq names its product phospholipid phosphatase related 3 (gene PLPPR3). NCBI's taxonomy places the organism in Eukaryota, Metazoa, Chordata, Mammalia, Carnivora, Herpestidae. The transcript has 7 exons. Bases 179 to 2026 code for a protein of 615 amino acids. Gene Ontology annotation, molecular function: phosphatidate phosphatase activity. Gene Ontology annotation, biological process: phospholipid dephosphorylation; phospholipid metabolic process; signal transduction. The record is from RefSeq and is a predicted model, not a curated record.